Corythoichthys intestinalis (scribbled pipefish) is the source of this 7495-nucleotide messenger RNA. Its product is annotated as unconventional myosin-X-like. Gene Ontology annotation, biological process: signal transduction; axon extension. The coding region runs from base 218 to 6391 and encodes 2057 amino acids. Gene Ontology annotation, cellular component: axonal growth cone; cytoskeleton; myosin complex. Lineage: Eukaryota; Metazoa; Chordata; Actinopteri; Syngnathiformes; Syngnathidae. The transcript is spliced from 41 exons. The record is from RefSeq and is a predicted model, not a curated record. Gene Ontology annotation, molecular function: cytoskeletal motor activity; protein binding; ATP binding.
CAUUAGUACAACAGCGUCUCCUCCGGACCACAACAAGGGAAAAGAAAACUGGAAGUUAGCCGAACCGAGCGGGACAUGUCUCAUUUGUGACCCAGAAGCUCCCUGGCUGGCGGGGGGCAGGAGGAAUUUUGAAAUGGAGUGAGGUUGCCCCUCACCUCCUCGACUGUGGUGCCCCCAAGUCAGACUACAAAGGGACGUCAGGUCGGACGUCGUCGACAUGGAGACGUUCUUCGUGGAGGGCUCCCAUGUGUGGCUGAGACAUAAAGAGCAACUGCUCCCCUCCACUGUCAGCUCUUGUGAUGAAACAUCACUCGUCCUCACCACCGAUUAUGGAAAGGUGAUCUACCUGCAGAAGGCGGAGCUAAGCAAGGACACUGCGUACCCGAUGCACCCCAGUAGCGUCCAUGGAGUGGAGGACAUGUCCACACUGGCAGAGCUGCACGAAGCUGCCAUCAUGCACAACCUCUUCCUGCGCUAUCAGAGAGACAACAUCUACACCAGCAUAGGUUCGAUCCUGGCAGCUGUGAAUCCCUACAAGCAGAUUGCGGGCCUGUACGACAGCAACUCAGUGGAUUUAUACAGCAAACACCAGAUGGGGGAGCUGCCCCCUCAUAUAUUUGCCAUCGCCAAUGAGUGUUACCGCUGCCUGUGGAAGAGACAUGACAGCCAAUGUGUGCUCAUUAGCGGGGAGAGCGGUGCCGGGAAGACUGAGAGCACCAAGUUGCUGCUCAAGUUCCUUUCUGUAAUGAGUCAGAACUCGGCCGGCACGCCGCCAUCAGAGAGGAGCACCAGAGUGGAGCAGGCCCUCAUCCAGAGCAGCCCCAUCAUGGAAGCAUUCGGAAAUGCAAAAACGGUGUACAACAAUAACUCCAGCCGCUUCGGAAAAUUCAUCCAGCUCCACUUCUCCCAGAGUGGAAACAUUCAGGGAGGCUGCAUCAUCGAUUAUUUGCUGGAAAAGAACCGAGUGGUGCGUCAAAAUCCAGGGGAACGAAACUACCACAUCUUUUAUGCACUGUUGGCAGGGGCCGACAAAGACCACAGAGACAUGUACUUGCUGUCUGAGGGUCCUGAGUCCUACCACUACCUUAGCCAGUCAGGCUGCAUGCAGGAUAGCAGUUUGGAUGACAAGCAACUCUUCGACAGUGUCAUGGCGGCCUUGCAAGUGAUGGAGUUCAGUGAGGAGGAGAUCCGAGAUGUGUUCAAGCUGUUGUCUGCCGUCCUCCAGAUGGGAAACAUCGAAUUUAUGACAGCGGGUGGAGCUCAGAUCACAUCCAAAGGAGUGGUCUGUAAUGUGAGUGAGCUGCUUGGCUUGGAUUCCUUCCAGCUUUCUGAGGUGUUGACCCAGCGCUCCAUGAUCCUCAGAGGAGAGGAGAUCUGCUCCCCACUUACUGUGGAGCAGGCCGUGGACUCGAGGGACUCUGUUGCCAUGGCGCUGUACUCCCAGUGUUUCUCCUGGAUCAUCAUGAGGAUCAACCAGAAGAUUAAAGGCAAAGACAACUUCAAGUCUAUUGGCAUCUUGGACAUCUUUGGAUUUGAGAACUUUGAGGUGAACCGUUUCGAGCAGUUCAACAUCAACUAUGCAAACGAAAAGCUCCAGGAGUAUUUCAACAAGCACAUCUUCUCGCUGGAACAGUUGGAAUACAACAGGGAGGGCAUCCAGUGGGAGGCCAUUGACUGGAUGGAUAACGCGGAGUGUCUGGAUCUUAUUGAGAAGAAACUGGGCAUGUUGGCUCUUAUCAACGAGGAGAGUCGCUUCCCCAAAGGCACGGACUACACCCUCUUGGAGAAACUGCACAGCCGUCACGCUGCAAACUCAUACUAUGUGAAGCCCAGAGUGAACGACAACCAGUUUGGGAUUAAGCACUACGCUGGGGAGGUGCUUUACGAUGCACGCGGCAUCCUGGAAAAGAACAGGGACACAUUCAGGGACGACAUAUUGUUUAUUCUCAAAGACAGCAGAGUCGACUUCAUCUACGACUUGUUCGAGCGAGUGGGAAGCAGAAAUGGAGAAGAGACCAUGAAGAUGGGCACGGCUCGACGCAAGCCCACUGUCAGCUCUCAAUUCAGGGAAUCUCUUCAUUCCCUAAUGGCAACACUAAGUGCCUCCAACCCCUUUUUUGUGCGCUGCAUCAAGCCUAACAUGGCUAAGAAAGCCAACCAGUUUGAUCCAGAUGUUGUCCUGAACCAACUGAAGUACUCCGGAAUGCUGGAAACUGUUAAGAUCCGCAAAGCUGGAUUCCCAGUUCGUCGCUCUUUUAAGGAUUUCUAUAACAGAUACAAGACAAUCCUGAAGAACAAAAUCCAGAUGGAACACGAGAAGGACAGUUGUGUAGAGCUUCUUUCAAGUCAUGACCGCACAAAGACAGAAUGGCAGCUGGGAAAAACAAAGGUGUUCCUGAAGGAGGCCCUGGAGCAAAGGCUGGAGAAGGAGCGGGAGGAGGUGCGGCACAAGGCUGGCAUGGUGAUCCGCGCCCACAUCCUCAGUUAUGUGGCAAGGAAGCAGUACAAAAGGGCCCUGGCCAGUGCCGUCACCAUCCAAAAGAACUACCGUGCUCAUUUCUGGAGGCGAAGUUUCCUGCGCUUGCGCUCGGCCUCCGUCGUCCUGCAGAAGCACCACCGAGGCCAGCUUGCCCGGUCUCUCUGUCGUCAGCUCAGGGAGGAGGAGGAGAAGCGCAAGCGCCGGGAGGAAGAAGAAAGGAGGCGUCUAGAGGAGGAAGCGGAAAGGAGGAGGAUGGAGGAGGAGGAGAGACGGCGACUUCUGGAUGAGGAGCUGAAGAAGAAAGCUGAGGAGGAACAGAGGCUUAAGAAGGAGGCGGAGCAAAAGAAAGCGGCAAAUGGGGACGUUAAAAGGAACUCAAUGAUGUUGAACGGUGCUUGCCAGAAGAAGGCACUGUCUCAGACCGUGUCCUACAACCACACCACCGAGGAGGAGAGCCGUCAGAUGGAGGAGAUCCUACGUCUGGAGAGAGAAAUUGAACGCCUACAGAAGCAGCAGGAAGACGGUGUAUCUCUCUUGGGCGAGAUCUCCCGUGAGGAUCAACGGCAGAGGCGGGAGGCUGAGAUCUACAGACUGGAAAAGGAGGCCUCCCGCGUGGCGACAGAGUUCCUUGAGCUUUUAGACUUCGGCGGCCUGGAGCCAUCGCUGUCGAGCGAGGAGAACCUCCACGACCCGACGGAAUCCACCGCUCCUCUUGCCGAGGAGGAGGUAGACGAGGGUUUCCACGCCGAGGACGAAUGCGUUCCGCUACCUGACUUGCCACCACUGGCACCAGUUCCUCUUGACAAAGACGUUUUGCAAAGUCUCCCUCCUCCUCCACCAGCCUUUUCAGAGGGACUCUUGGUCCACCCUCCCACCGCUUCCCCUUCCAACAGAAUAAAUUGUACCGCAGACUCCCACGUUCCCUGUUCUACUCCUACUGUGAUGACCAACGGUUUGGUCUUAGAGCCAGUGCGAAAGGAAGCAUCCUGUUCAAACCAGCCUGAUGCAGAGUCGGACUAUGACCAAGAGGAGUUUGAGGAAACUCACGGAAGCUCAGGUGCCAGCAUCAACGACGGCCACAUCACGGAUGAGGAGGUGUUACGCAAAUCGUUCUGCACUCACAACAGCCUGGACUCCUACAAAGGCAGCUCAGACUCGUUCAUCGACAGCGAUGAGGACAACGACGGCUAUGUGGACACAGAUGAGGAGGUUUCCAACGGCAGGCUGAAUCUAUUGAAUGGCGGCGGGCCUCCCUAUUUCCACGGCUACCUCUACAUGAAGAGUGGCCUCAUGAUUCCUUGGCGUCGUCGCUGGUGCGUUCUGAAGGACGAGACUUUCAUGUGGUUCCGAGCCAAACAGGACUCGGUCAAGUCGGGCUGGCUUUACAAGAAAGGUGGCGGAAUGUCCACAUUGUCGCGCCGAAACUGGAAGAUGCGCUGGUUCGUCUUACGGGAGUCCAAACUCAUGUACUUUGAAAACGACAGCGAGGAGAAGCUUAAAGGGACCGUUGACGUGCGCACAGCCAAGGAGAUAGUGGACAAUCACGAGAAAGAAAAUGCACUCAAUAUUGUCACGGAGGAGAGGACUUAUCACAUUUAUGCGGAAUCUCCAGAAGAUGCCAGUGGUUGGUUCAGUGUGCUGAGUCGGGUCCACAGCGCCAGUCCGGAGCAGCUCAUGGAGAUGCACCACGAACAGGCCAACCCAAAGAAUGCUGUGGGCACGCUAGAUGUGGGCUUGAUUGAUUCUGUUUGUGCGUCAGAUAACCCAGACAGACCAAACUCAUUUGUGAUCAUCACCGCCAACCGGGUCAUCCACUGCAACACGGAUACACCUGAGGAGAUGCACCACUGGAUCGGCCUACUGCAGAAAUCCAAAGGAGACUCCAGGGGGGACGGACAGGAGUUUUUAGUCAGAGGCUGGCUGCAAAAAGAGAUGAAGUCCGGAGUAAAAAGCACAUCUCUAAAGCUGAAGAAGCGCUGGUUUGUCUUAACCACCAACUCACUGGAUUACUACAAGUCAUCCGAGCGUAGUGCCUCCAAACUGGGAACGCUAGUUCUCAACAGCCUGUGUUCUGUCGUCCAGCCGGAUGAAAAGGUCUUUAAGGAAACCGGUUAUUGGAAUAUCAUCAUCCACGGACGUAAACACUCUUACCGCCUUUACACCAAAAUGCUGAACGAAGCCAUGCGGUGGACAAAUGCCAUACAGGGAGCCAUUGACAGCAAAGUUCCCAUCGAAACGCCAACGCAGCAACUCAUCAGGGACAUCAAGGAGAGCAGUUUGAACGUUGAGGCGGUGGAGCAGACAUACUGGAGGAACCCCAUUCUGAGAUACACCCAGCAUCCUUUGCACUCACCACUCUUACCGCUGCCUUACGGAGACGUCAGCAUCCACUUACAAAAGGAAAAGGGUUACACGAGCUUGCAAGAUGAAGCCGUAAAGAUCUUUAACUCCCUCCAAGAAAUGGAGGCAGUGUCGGACCCCGUGCCCAUCAUCCAGGGCAUCCUCCAGACGUGCCAAGACUUGAGGCCGCUCAGAGACGAGGUCUACUGUCAGCUGAUCAAGCAGACCAAUCACGUCCCGCACCCGAACAGCCCUGCCAACCGCGCCCACUGGCAUCUUCUCACCUGCAUGAGCUGCACCUUCCUGCCCAGCCGUGGCAUUUUGCGCUACCUCAAGUUUCACCUCAAACGGAUAAAGGAGCUGUUCCCUGGGACUGAGAUUGAAAUGUUUGCUCAUUUUAUAAGUGAGUCACUGAAGAGGACUAAGACCAGAGAGUUUGUUCCAUCCCAAGAGGAAAUCAUUGCACUGCUCACCAGACAGGAAAUGACCACCACAGUCUACUGUCACGGGGGAGGUUCCUGCAAAAUCUCCAUUAACUCCCACACCACUGCUGGAGAGGUGGUGGAAAAGCUAAUCAGAGGUUUGGCCAUGGAGGACAGCCGGAACAUGUUUGCGCUUUUUGAGCAUAACAACACGAUUGAUCGGGCUGUGGAAAGCAGAGUCCUGGUUGCAGAUGUGCUGGCUAAAUUUGAAAGACUGGUUGGCAGUUUAGACGCUGAGGACGAAGGCCAGUGGAAGCUCUACUUCAAACUCUACUGCUUCCUGGAUGUGGAGAGCAUGCCAAAGGAGGGGGUGGAGUUUGCCUUCAUGUUUGAGCAGGCCCACGAGAGUUUGACCAGAGGACACUUCCCAGCCCGCGAGGAGACUCUGCAGCACCUGGCCGCUCUUCGCCUGCAGUUCCUCCACGGCGACAAAACUAAGGCAACGUGGAGCCUAGAGAGUGUCUACCCCGUGGGCCGCCUGCGUGCUCGCAUCUUUCAGUACACCAAGGUGAGCGCCGCCUCAGGGUCGGGUCAGACUCUGGAGCGGCGUAGGACCAGCUUCCUGGACGGCACCCUGCGCCGAGGAUUGAAGACGGGCUCCCUGAAGAAGCAGCGCAUGGAGGAGGAGCAGAUGCUGGAGAUGUGGAUCAAAGAGGAGAUGUCGGCCACCAGGGCCAGCAUUGUGGAGAAGUGGUGCCGUCUGCAAGGUCUGCUCCAGCACCAGGCCAUGCUGAAGUACAUGACCAUCAUCAAGGAGUGGACCGGCUAUGGAUCCACACUCUUUGAUGUAGAGUGCAAAGAAGGUGGCUUCCCACAUGAUCUUUGGUUGAGCGUGAGUGCUGAAAAUGUGUCUGUGUACAAGAGAGGAGAGCCCAAGCCCCUAGAGACCUUCCCAUAUGAACACAUCAUAUUCUUUGGAGCGCCACAACCUUGCACGUACAAGAUCACAGUGGAUGAGAGAGAAAUGUUCUUUGAGACGCCACAGGUUGGUGAGAUCACAAAGAUCAUGAAAGCCUACAUCAACAUGAUCGUGAAGAAACGAUGCAGCGUUAAGUCAGUGUCCAGCUACGGCAGCAACUGGAUCAGAUGAGGUUCCGGAAUGCUGUCAAGUAUUCUGCUUCAAUAAGAGGAACAAAUCAGCGCAAAGAGAGAUUGUGACAAGGACUCAUGCAGCAAUGUCUCUUCAAAAAGAAAAACUAGAAUUGCACCAUUUGAUGCUUUGAAUGUCGCUUGAAAUUUGUACACUGGUCCCUUUUCACACUAUUUGAAUUUUAGUUGCGCUUUUAACAAGCAAGGCCAAGUUAACUUCAACAAACUGUGUGUUACAACCACUAUGAGAAAAUACUGCAUACAUUUUUUCCUUUUUGAAUUUUUUUUUCAAGUGGACCCCCUUUUAUUGAAUGUUCUCUCUGAACGGAGAGUCCCUCAGGUGCAUGUGCGUAUGUAACUGGGACAGCUUGCCUUACUGAGCGCUUUUUCAAACGAAUCACUUGACCUGUUAUUGUGCAGCCGUGGCCUUUAACGUCUUCCCCGAGACCAAAAGGAGCAAGCCCGGCAAACAGAUGAUUUAGACGACCACUGCACUUUUGCCAAGACUCGAAUAGCAAAAUUAGCCUAAAACGGUAGCUUCAGUGUGUAUGCUUGUGUAUACUAAAAGUGUUUUUACUGUGUUUUUAAGCCACAUCGAGGGUGGGGUAUUAAUUUAUUUGCAAAACGGAUUGACUUGAGAAUAAUCAGAGGAUUAGUUGCAGUUUUGCCAGUACGAUCGAAUGCAAUGGGGCACACACGGCAUUCACAGGAAAUACAUAAGCUGUUCAUGUGCUCAAUCGUGUGCCUUGUAGUUAAGCGAUUGUCCAAUAUUAACACUUGCUGAUGUGUUGCCCUCCAUAUACGCCAGUCAACUCACAUCUUACAUGUCAUUCCUAAUAAUAACAACACUAAUAAAACCCAAACAUAUAUAUUGAUCUUAGUAUACACUUUGCAUCCUUCGGCGUCCUUCUUUGUUGUAGUGGUGAAGAUCUGGUUAGCUGCCGGCGGCCACACCAGACUCUUUGAUGGACAUUGCCAUUGAUGAUGACUGUUCACCUUUCUGGUUGUUUUUCAGUAGAAACAACAUUAACAAAAAAAAAAAAUCAUCGGAAAGAAUGUUUUAUAUGCCCCCAAAACUGAAAAAUGCUUUAAUAAAUUAUUGUAU